Messenger RNA from Nicotiana tabacum (common tobacco), 1640 nucleotides. Its product is annotated as alpha/beta hydrolase domain-containing protein VTE7-like. Lineage: Eukaryota; Viridiplantae; Streptophyta; Magnoliopsida; Solanales; Solanaceae. Gene Ontology annotation, molecular function: catalytic activity. The record is from RefSeq and is a predicted model, not a curated record.
AUUUUGUUAGGCCAAAUGUCAAAAUCCAACUUGCACCCGAGUUAGGCAAGUACCAACAUAAAAUAAUGGCUACUCACUCUUCUUCUUUGUAUGUAUGUAUGAGUAGCAGAAAACCCAAUGCCACUAUGCUAACAGUUCUCUCAGCCAGAGCUGGUGGUGCUCCGCCACCAACACUUUUCUUUGGAAUUGGACCCAAAAGAAAAUGUUGGAGUUUUAAGUCUUUUAGAAUAUGGGCUGGUGAAUUUCCAGAUUUUCUUCCUAAACAAGUGGAGAAUAUUAAAGAUCCUUUUGCUAGAAAAUUGGCUUCAAGAAUUGAAAGAUUACCAGUAAACUUGUCGAAGGGUUGUGUAAUGAGUAGUUGCGUGAAGCCAAAAGAACAGACAGAGGCCAAUCCAAUUGUGCUUCUCCAUGGUUUUGAUAGCACAUGUUUAGAGUGGAGGUACACACUUCCAUUGCUUGAGGAGGCUGGGUUGGAGACAUGGGCAGUUGAUAUCCUUGGAUGGGGCUUCUCUGAUUUAGAAAGGCUUCCAUCGUGUGAUGUAGCUUCCAAGCGUGAUCAUCUGUACCAGUUGUGGUGUACCUACAUCAAGAGGCCAAUGGUACUUGUCGGGCCGAGUCUUGGAUCUGCUGUUGCUAUUGACUUCUCUGUCAACUAUCCAGAAGCAGUGGAUAGGCUGGUUUUAAUCGAUGCAUGUGUUUAUGCGGAAGGUACAGGAAGCCUCGCAACCUUACCAAAAGCAUUAGCUUAUGCUGGGGUCUACUUAUUGAAAAGCAUACCACUUCGUUUAUACGCAACAUCAUUGACUUUCAAUGGCUUACCAUUAAGUACCUGCAUAGACUGGACACAUAUAGGUCGUCUACAUUGUUUAUUACCUUGGUGGGAGGAUAUAACAGUGAAUUUCAUGAUCAGCGGAGGUUACAACGUCAUUGAUCAGAUACAACAUGUCAAGCAGAAAGCACUAAUAAUAUGGGGUGAAGAUGAUCAGAUUAUUGACUACAAGUUCGCAGUGAGAUUGCACUCUGAACUUCCAAAUGCGAUUCUACGCCUAAUACCAAAGUGUGGCCAUAUCCCUCACGUGGAGAAGCCUGAUGCUGUCUCCAGGUUGAUUGUGGAAUUUGUUCACUCUGAUCAAUCACAAAAGGCAAAGUCUGACUCUGUCUCCACCAUCUCUGUUCCUGUUUGGUUAAUGAUACUUGUACAAGCAGAUAGUUAGCAUAUAUCUAAUUUGGGGAUCUGACUUGUUGAUUCUACGUAGUGAUGAGAGCUGGAGUUUAUGGCCGGUGAAUCAUAGCUUGUAGCGGUGCAAGCGUAGACGGCAGAGUUACCCGAUACUUGUGUUGGUGGGAGGUAGGAGGUACCAGUGUGGAAUGUUAUAAGAAAAAUAACUUGGAGCAGUGCUGAAAUUUUGUUGUGCAUAUCUGGAAUUAUAUCACUGUUAUGUAUUAAUAACUCCUAGUAGUACUUUUAUUUUUGUUAUUAUUUUAUUUUGUAUAAUUUUGGCCUUGAGUUUGUAGUUGGCGCAAAAAAAAUUAUUUAUAAAAAAGAAAGAAAGCGUGAAUACAUUAGCGUUCACACCUGGUUUCAUGUAACUACUACAAUAAGUUUUACUUCUAUCAAUAUAAAAUAUAUCUUAAUAUUA